ACCACCAGAUCAUGACCUGAGCCAAAGUCGGACGCUUAACCGACUGUGCCACCCAGGUACCCCAAUCCAGUGAUAUUUUUUAAAGACCUAAAUAAACGUGGAUGUAGAUUAUGCACAUGGACAGAGUUUGGUAUGGAAAAAAGUCAACCCAGUCCUUAAAUCCUGACCAUGUGUGUGUUGGGGAAGGGGGGUGUAUAAUUUGAAAAGCUGACUUUGUCAGCAAAGUCACCUGUGCCUUGCCCAUUCUUGGCCUUUUGUUCUUAUCAAAGUAGUAUUAGGACAGGGGACUGGGCUAGUGCCUCCCUGGCUUUAUGGCUGAGGUGGGGGGAGCAGCACAGGGACAGAGGGAACCAGGGCAGGAAGGAGAACAUCUAGAAAUGGGUCAGUGUGCAUGUGAGCUCCAACCGGGACAAAGCAGGCCUUGCAAGUCCCUGGGGACGGACAGGCAGUGUGGGAAUGAAAGACGUCGGAGCCCUACCUCACACCACACGGCAAGAAGAGUUCCAGACAGACUUAAAAACCUGGUGCCGGGGAAUGCAAAACCUUAUCCCUCUUUGAAGAAAAUGGAGAGUAUCCACCAGGAAGGAUUUGCAAAUGGAGAGGGAGAAUAAAGCACAAAUAAAGGAAACACAUUGGACCGCAUUAAAAUUAAAAACUGCAGCUCGGCAAAAUACACCAUAAAAAAAAAGUCAAGACUAGCCAAAAAUAGAGAGAGGGUGUCUGCAGCACUUAUAAGGGACCAGUAUCCAGAGUAGAGAGAGCCAGGGACGAGGCUGCAGAGAGAGACAGCGAUGGGGAGGGGCAGGGUGAGUGGGGAGGGAAGGGUAGAUGAGUCAGACCCACGCUGUCCUGGAUGGAGACAGGCAGGGGUGUGUGUGUGUGGCCAGAAGGAGGAGAGAAGAGGCAGCAGUUCUAAAGGGCCCUGGGCAGGCAGGCAGGCCAGCGAUGCCGCAGGCGGGUCGGGAAAACAGCAAAGCCAGGGUCUGGGUACCGGGAGACGGUGAGAAGUAAGCUCUCAGAAGCCAGUCAGGGAGCAGCAAAGGGAAAGAGACGACGAGAGGCAGGAAGGUCCGGCUGGGGAAGCAUUAAAGCCCACAUCGGCCGCUCCAGGGCGUGGAUACUAGGGCGUGGAAGGUGUGUGCCUGUGAGCACCUGCUGGUCUUUGUGAACAGGAUGUCCCUGAAUAUCUGGGCACAAGUGGCUCCACGUGUGUGCCCUAAGCGCGCGCGUAUGUGUGUGAGAACCUGCAUGCAUAUGCACACACGUGGUUAGAGAAUGAGAGGCUCCUUUGUGCAGCGCCCAGUGAUCACCACCACCCUGCACUGCCUAGUCUGGCCUAGAAAGAGCUGGAAGCCAGGUGGCCAGCCUUUUCUGAGCAUCCACUAUGUACCAAGAUUUCUCAUUUAAUCUUCCUUCACUCUGUUCUCAUAGGACAAAUGGAGGCCAGGGAGCCGCGGGGUCACCACCGUGAGGUCACCCAGCUAGUAAUGGGGGCACCGGGAGUCACACCCCGGUCAGUGGGCUGGGGGGAGGUCAGGGUUGUUGGCUGCCACCCCUGUCCCUCCCCACAUCCCUCCCAGCGGAGGCCAGAGAACAGCUGCAUCUGCCCCGGCCCAGCCGCCCUCCCCACGCACCCCCCCUCCUUCCUGGGCGGCCUCAUUAGAGAUUCUGCCGGUGCCACCAGCUAAUUAGUGUCACGUUAAUUGAGCAUUCAGGAGGCUGCCACCUCCAAGGGCAGAGUGUCGGCAGCAAAGGGGAAUGCAGAUGCAGACUGCUCCUCCCUGUGGGCUCGGGCCAGGCCCUGUGCCCAGGGACCCCUUGUGCCCCGGAGCAGCCCGGGACACCCCUCGCCCCAUUUCGACAACGUAAUGCCCGCUGUGACUUCCUGAGCCCGAAGGCAAGAGGCAACAGGCAAAAUCUGCAACCGCAGGAGAAAAGAGGGGACGUUUGCUGAACGCCUACUGUGAGCCUGGCACACCUUUAGCCCUCCCUCUCCUCCUACGGGACAGCUGCAGUUACCUCCAUUCAGUCACGAACUCCAGGGUCCGCCAAGGGGACGGCUUCUGCAGGAGUGUGUCCAGUGGACCAGCAGAAGCCUGCGUUCAGCUGGACGGCACCUGCAGGGGCCAGGAUGUAGCCACGGAAGGUGCCUGGAGUCCCACAGAGAAGCCUGGGACAUGGGGGCAGGAAUUCCGCGCUGGCAUCUCACCCCUCACCCACCCCCACACCCUCCUCCACCUGCCCCUUGGCGAGCAGGUACCGCACACCUUACGGGGCAGAGUAUCACAUGGACUUCAGCCUCCUGUGAUCUGUCCACCCCUUCGUCCCCUUAAAGAUGAGAAACGGGGUCACGUUAAGUGUCCUGUCCAAGGUCACCCGGAGCAAGCGGUCACACCGCGCAUCUGUCCGCCACGGCCUGACUCCUGCCAGAGUCCGAGCUGUGCACCUGUGCCCUGUGUGGUCUCUCCAGCAGAGCCCUCACCCCUCCACCCCUGCUUCUCCCCCUCCCGAUGCGGUGCCGCUGAGUCCCGCUCUCCCGUCUCCCUGUAGCAACAUUAAAUCCCACUCAAAGGGCCGCUUUUAAUUGGCUUAAUAUACUCGUUAAUAACCACGUCUCUUUAACGCACCUGUAAAAGGCCCAUAACAUUAACGUAAGGGCAGUGACGGCUCAUCCGCACUUCCAGCCAGCCUUUUAAAUUUCCUUUAAUGGGGGCCACGGGGCAGGGGCAGCCCAGCUCACAGGGUGGGUGCCUUUGCUUCCCUGCACGGGAGUCGGGUGCUGUCUGCCUGCUGCCCCUCAGCCUCUCGGAGUCCUCAGAAUAGAGAAUUCUCUGGACUCGGCAGCACUUUCCAAGCACCUGCCGUGGUUCCACACGUUUUUUUUUCAGGCGUCAGGGUGGUGAGAAAGUGCAGGGCUUGGCCUCAGUACCUAGCCCUGGAGACAAGUCAACAGGCAGUUACAGCUUGGGGAGCCCGUUGUGGGGGUGGGGGGCAUGUCCCGGCUGAGACCGGGAGCGCCGGAGCCAGCUACCCAGGGCGGGUGUGAGCAACCUUUCGUACUUCAUUCUCCCAGCACGAAAUCCGAGCAUCUUCUGUGCUCCAGGCACUGUUGGGACAAUUGCACCCAACCCCAGGCUGAUCACUCUCAAUCAGGAACCGGGGAGGACCCAGAGGUGUCUCAGGGUGCGGGAGACAGACGGACGCAGACUGGAUGAGUUGGGUGUGUGCGGGAGGGGAGCACAGGGAGGCCUCGUUCCAGCCGGGCUCUAAAGGACCAGUGGGAAUUUGGUUACGGAGGGAAUGCGUGUCUGUGUGCGAGAAUCAUCCCAAGCCAUGGCGUCUGUGGUGCCCAGGGGACACACGGCCAGGGCUCAGAUCCUGGCUCACGGAUCCUUUCUAUGUGACCAGAGCUCUCAAAGUGACGGUCCUUGGGCCAUUUCCCACCCGCCAGGUGUAUGAUUUGCCCCACUCAGUGACGGAGCCUGAUUUCAAGGGUGAACGCCCCCAGGCAGGGCACGGCCUCCCUGCGCACCUCACCUCAGUCCCUGCCCCGCCUGGGCCUUAGGGCUCAUUCCCGACCCAUCUGUCCUUCAGUCCUCAGCAAAAAUCCCCGCUUGACACCCUGUUCCUUGAAUGUCUCACCUCUUCUGAAACCCAGGGCUGCCUCCCAGACUGCCGUGAGGACUUCAGGAGGGCGGGGCUGUAAGGAUUUGGCACAAUGCCUGGUCUUGGGCCACACUCAAGGGAGGGUGGUUGUCGGCUCAUGAGAGGAGGCCCGGGGGCCACCGUGUGUGUGUCCAGGGGCCUGUGGGGAAGGAGGGUUGCAGAGAGAGGUCAGGGUCAGAUGGCCGGGGCCUCGAAUACCAUCCUGAGCAGUUCAGAUUUCACAAACACUGGGGCCCACUGGAGGGUUUUACAGAGACACCCCCCCCCCCCGGGGACUUGGAGACAAUGGGGGGAGCUCCAGUGAGUUCCUCACCACCAGCAACUACAGCACCCACUGAGGACAGGACCCUUUAUGGUCCUCACAAAAAUUCUCCAAGGACAGCAAUAGCAGCAGCGUCCCCAUUUUACGAGAAAACGGAGGUUCCCAGAGGGGUCGCGGCCCGCCCAAAGCCACACGGUGCGUGUGUGGCACAGCUGGGAUCUGAAUCCAGAUCUCUGGGACUCGGCCCCCAUCCGCCCCCCUGCACCAUGAUGCCUUUUCAAAAGGCUGCCAGCCGCCCUCCACGCUCUGCCUGGGAGCAGAGGCAGCCGGACAGUGACGGGCGCCCAGGCGGGCAGACAGGGAGGGCCUCGGGCUGCUCAAGGCCAAGGGAAGAGGAAGAGGGUUUGAAGCAGGCUACGUGACGCAGACGUCAAGGGCAGGAGGGCCCUGGGAGAAAGGAGAGCUGUGCGCCUGUCCCCCACCCUAAAGCAUCGCAAGGUCACGGCCAGCCACUGGCAACGACAGAAAAGCACAGAGAAGAAGCGAAACGCCCCCUCACCAGGCAGGGCCAUGCUGGCAUCUGCGGCUCUUUUCUUCUUCAGUCUUGAUUUGACCCCCCAACCCUUCAACAGGGAAGGAGAGAGACGGACGGCUCUUGAGUACAGCCCCUCUGUCACCUCCUCUUUCCACAUACCUGUACUCUAUACCUUUGCCCACUUCAUCAGAGCCUUCUAGAACCCAAGCCUCAAUGCCCAGCAAAGCACACUGCUGCUGAGAACCUGCUGGGUGCUCUGUCUCGUGGGGACAGGCUGCUCCCAGGACUUCCUCCUGAUGCCCCUUUUCCUGCCCUAUUUUCCACCCAGUAGCUCAAGGGGUCCCAUCAAAACUCUAGGUAGGUCACGUUCUUCCUCUGGUCCCCACCCUCCAACGUGGACCAGGAGCCCAGGUCCUCAAGUACGCCACCCUGUCCAUCUUCUACGGGCCUUCCCUGCUGGCUCUGCUUCCCCAGACGCACCUCGUCCACGCCCCUUGGCCUUGUUGCCUGCCGUCCCCCUGCGGACACUGCUCUUCGUCAGACAGCCUCACGGCCCACUCGCUCACCUUCCCACCCUCUCUCCAAGGCCGUAUCAUCAGAGACGCCUUCUUCGCCGAUCGCCGAGUCCACACUGAACACCCCUCCACCAGGUCUGCCCCGUCCCCUGUGCCCUGUUUCUGUUACUGUGCUUGCACAACAAAUUACCCCAAAAGUCAGUGGCCCCCGACAGCCAUGUGGUACGCUCAGGGGUACGGACAGGGCACAGGCUGGGGGCUGGAACCUUCUGAAGGCUUUUGCUUCCUCAUAUAUCAGGUGGUUGAUGCUGGCGGUCGGGAAAACACCCACACGUGGCCUCUCCACGUGACCUGGACUUCCGAGAGCAGAGUGCCUGAGUUCCGGGGGUGGACGCCCCAAGGCACCGACACAGAGCCACCUCGGGCUCCAGGCGAAGCCAUGCCGCAAUGACCCAGCCACACAACAUCGUGUCUGCCCCACUCUGCUCAGUAGAAUGGAGUUGUUCGAGCGAAGGAAAAGCGGCCUCUGCGAUUUGUGGGAGGAGUGGGAGAACUCGUGGACGUGUUCUAAAACUACCACACCCACUCUAUCCUUGUUUCCGGGGCCGGUUGCUGCCUGACUCGACGUAUAGGAUCGUCGCCCCACGAGACUGUCGGCUCCAUGAGGGCAGGGACUCUGCCCGGGCUUUGGUUACUGCUGCUUUUCCCAGGCCCUGCAUAGUGCCUGCAUAGACGAGGGCCCAGGAAGCAUCUGGUGGAUGCGGGGCUGAGGGGAGGCUUCUGAGAGGCAGCUCUCCACGAGGCUGUCCGCUUGGCUUAGUUCCUCCCAAGUGUCAUGACUGGCAGUGAACAGGGGCCCCCAGGCUGGACGGGUCCGUCUGGGCACAGCGCCAUCAUUCAUUGAGACGUUCCUGAGCACCUACUAUGUGUCCUGUAGACACCGGGGACUCCGCAGUGAGCAAGCCAGCUCAGGGGGCCCGAGUCUGGUGGGGGAGAAGGACAAGUCCCCGGCACGUGGUGACCAAGCCCAGGCACUGAUGGAGCCCAGCUGGGGGGACCCAAGAAGGCAGGGAGGGAGUAGCACUGAAAAGAGGCGCUGGGAUCCCCCAACAGGCCCCCUCCCCUGCCACCCGUUAACCCUGUGAGCGCUCUUCCCACGUCUCCCAUCCUCACCGCUGCUGAGAAGCCCGCCAGAGACAGCCGGCUCGGCUGGUGCCAUCUGUGAGGCCUUUUUUGUGUCAUCACAAUGGCCACACGGGGCUGUGCAAGAGCACUGAACUGGUGGCUGGGCCCCCCUCCAGGAACCCCGGUGGGAAAAACUGGGUGUGAGGCACCCAGGGUGGCUCAGGAGAAAGCCCUUCAGGAACAAGGCACAAGGCAGGGGCUGUGGCAGCCACGGCCUCAGCGCAACUGGGCCAGGUUUGGGACCGGGGACUCUGGUGACCUGCAGGGGCACACCCAUGCCCCCACCCAAAGGCACUCCCAUUCAAGACACCGGAGAGCCCUGAGCACAUGCCGGGCGAGACCCGCUCAGGGCCGCGGGCUGGCAGGCCCUGGCAGCCAGCCAAGGGCAGGGGUGAGAGCUGCUGGGCCUGUGACCUCUAACGGCUCACCUCCUGCCUCUCGGAGCCUCCGGGCUGACUCCGGGGUCCCUCCUUUGGAUUAUUCCCACCCUCCCCUCCCCCCAGUUCUAUGGAAGAGGGAGAGCCUCUCGAGUGUCCUGGCUUCACGGGGGCCUGCCUCGUGAGGCGAGUGUUAUGAAGACUCGGAAGGAAGACACGCCGGGUCCAGUCUCAGCACCGCCCCUUGCCCGUGGCGUGGUCUUAGGAAGCUCUGAGGUCAUACCCUCAUCUGUAGAACAGGGGCCUCUGCUAGUUAUCUGUUGCCGUGUAGCCGGUGACUUCAGAACUUAGCAGCUUGAGACCUGGACAGACGCGUGUUCUCGCUCAUGGUCUGUGAUCAGGGAUUCAGGAGAGGCUUAACUGGGUAGUUCUGCUCUGCGUCUUCCAUGAAGCUGCAGUCAGGAUGCUGGCCGGGACCGUACUCAUCCGAAGGCUCGACCGGGGCUGCCUCGCAUGGCUGUGGGUGGGAGACCCCCGUUCAUCUCCCCCGUGGGCUGCUUCCCCCGCAGCAAGCGAUCCGGGCGAGACGGCCGCCAGCUCCAUGCAUUCGUCCCGCUACCCGAGCCCGGCCGAGCUGGACGCCUAUGCCGAGAAGGUGGCCAACAGCCCGCUGUCCAUCAAGAUCUUCCCCACCAACAUCCGGGUGCCCCAGCACAAGCACCUGGGCCGCACGGUCAACGGCUAUGACACCAGCGGCCAGCGCUACAGCCCCUACCCGCAGCACGCCGCCGGCUACCAGGGCCUGCUGGCCAUUGUCAAGGCCGCCGUCUCCUCCUCCGGCAGCGCCGCGCCUGCCGGGCCUGCCAAAAGCGUGCUCAAGAGCGCCGAGGGCAAGCGGACCAAGCUGUCACCAGCUGCCGUGCAGGUGGGCAUCGCGCCCUACCCGGCGCCCAGCACUCUGGGGCCCCUGGCCUACCCCAAGCCGCCCGAGGCACCCGCCCCACCACCCGGCCUGCCCGCGGCCGCCGCCACCGCUGCCUCCGUCAUCCCCCUGCCUGGCCGUGGCCUGCCCCUGCCGCCUUCCAACCUGCCCUCCAUCCACAGCAUCCUCUACCAGCUCAACCAGCAGUGCCAGGCCCCGGGCGCCGUGCCUGCCGCCUGCCAGGCCGUAGCCGGUCCCCACCCCAGCCCGGCCAAGCACGGCCCCGUGCCCAGCUUCCCCGGCAUGGCCUACUCGGCUGCUGCCGCCGGCCUGCCCGACUGCCGGAAAGGUGCCGAGCUGGGCCAGGGCGGCACGGCGGCCUCGACCUUGGCUGGGGCCACCAAGCCUGCAGGGUACGCCGACGGGGGCCUGGAUUACCUGCUGUGGCCGCAGAAGCCGCCCCCACCCCCACCCCAGCCGCUGAGGGCCUACAGCGGCGGCACAGCGGCCAGCAAGUCCCCCGAGGCGUGCGGGGGGCGGGUGUACGAGCGGGCCAGCGGGUCGCCCCUCAGCUGCGCCAUGGGGCUGCCCACCGGCUUCACCGUGGGCCAGUACUUCGCCGCCCCCUGGAACAGCGUGCUGGUGACUCCCACCAGCGAUUGCUACAACCCGGCGGCAGCCGUGGCCGUCACGGAGCUGGGGCCGGGGGCGCCCCGGGAGCUGGCAGGCCCCCCCGUGGAGGCCCUCUCGGGCCUGCCCAGCAAGAGCGUGUGCAACACGGCCGUGCUGAGCAGCAGCCUGCAGUCACUGGAGUAUCUCAUCAAUGACAUCCGGCCGCCCUGCAUCAAGGAGCAGAUGCUGGGCAAGGGCUACGAGACCGUGGCUGUGCCCCGGCUGCUCGACCACCAGCACGCCCACAUCCGCCUGCCCGUCUACAGAUAAGGCCUGCCCGGCGGACGCGUGGACAGACGGACAGGGCGUCGAGCGGGAAGGCAGGCCGCAGAACAGGGUGGGCAGCGCACAGGGGCGCCCAGCCUUGCCCUGUGCCCGAGUGCCCGUGGGUGCCCACAGGGAAGCCGGGCGGGCUGCUGCCGUGCGGCCACCUGAUGGGGAGUGGCGGGGCCACCUUUCUCCCCAAGGCCCCUCCCUGCUAUCGGCUGCCCGAGGACACAGGGAGGGCCCGGGACCACCACUGACGUCCACCACUUCCUCCAUCCAAGCUGGCAGAGGCAGGGAGAGAGAAACCACUUUAAAACAGGAACGGUUCUUGCUGGCUUUCCCAAGAGAGGGGCUCAGGCCAUGGGGGGACACAGGAGGAAAUGUGAUGGUCCAGAGUCAGGGUGGGGUCAGAGCAGCCCCCAGGGGUCAGAGAGCUCCUCCCCCCACGGGCUCCCCGUCUCCUGGAAAAGGAGCAGAGAGGGGGUAUAGGAAGUCACAGGGCCUACAGUGUCCCCCACUGGCCAAUCCAAGUGAAGACCACUCUGAGAGAGGCUCCAAGGACCACCAGUCCCCCUGCUCCUCCUCCUCUAGAUUCUCCUUCCCUCCUCCCAUUUCUUCCCCAAACAGAAUCACACCCCAUCCCCACCCUCCAGACCCCGUACUACCACCAUCCCCUUUCUCUCCACAUCUUACAGGGCUGCUGGGCACGGCUGUACAGGCUGUGCACCGCACAAGGGCACCUCGUCCGAGGAGACACCAUUUGCAUCCUAGACGUGUAUAUUUAUUACGGCAGUUUUCUGAAUCUUGAGGAAGGGGCGCCAUUUUCCUAUUCGCACAAAGGCACCACAGGGGCUAGCGGUGGCUGCCCUGCCUUCCUCAGGGGUUCUCCUCAGAGCCAGUGAGAGGCAACCUACUGGUUUUAACCGGGAGACCCAAUCCAACGCCCUUCCUGCAAGCUGCCCUCCAAGGCCCACCCCACACCAUGGGGAGGCAGGCAAGGAGCCCCCUCUUCGGUCCCCAAGUCCUGGCCCCUCUGGCACUCCGGAAGCGGUACUGUAUCUCUCCAAGGCCUGUUCGAGCACUAAGUGCAUUUACAAAUCUCUGAGAAUGUUUUUUUUUUAUACUAAAAUUGACCAUUAUAUUCUACUGUGAGAAGUGCAGUCUGCACUAUAUUGUUUUAAAAACGAAGAGAAAGAAAAAAAAAGGAAAACACAGA
Molecule: messenger RNA, 9617 nt
Organism: Leopardus geoffroyi (Geoffroy's cat)
Lineage: Eukaryota; Metazoa; Chordata; Mammalia; Carnivora; Felidae
Gene: FAM222A
Product: family with sequence similarity 222 member A
Exons: 2
Coding region: 7004-8404 (466 amino acids)
Source: RefSeq, a predicted model, not a curated record